AUGUCUCGCAUAAGCCAUAAGAAGAAAGAGUCGUUCAUUUCAUAUUGCGUCUGCACUCUGCAGUACAAAGCGACCACAAAUUUUGGCGAUCAUGUAGCGCAGUUCUUACCACAUGCAACUACCAAGUUAAAUCGGGGGGACAAGGGAACCUUCGAUCAAAUACGCUCAUGGAUUAAAGAAUGCGACUGUUGGCACGACAAUUGUGUGAGGCGCGAAUCAGAGCUCCCCGUGAGGUUGAUAGAUCUCGCCAAGUUCUCAGCCAAGGAGCAAAAGCUGAGAUUGUAUAUUCCUAGAGAAGGAGAAGCAGGGCAGUAUGCAGCACUGAGCUACUGUUGGGGCUAUUCGCAACCAGUCAUCACAAAGGAUGUGAAUCUGUUGCGGCACUUGCGCAAGAUCUCGUACGAUAACCUCCCGCAAACACUGCAAGAUGCAAUCAAAACAACCAAAGCUAUGGGAAUUAGGUUUCUCUGGGUCGAUGCCUUGUGUAUUGUACAGAACUCGGAGCGUGACAAACAAAGGGAAAUAGCGAAAAUGGCCAAGAUCUAUCAGAACGCUUAUUUCACCAUAGUGGCUGCCUGUUCCACAAGUUCAGCUGAAGGCUUCCUCCAGGUCAGAGAUGGUCUACCACCAGCCCUGGAGAUACCGGUUGGUUGUGGUGAUGGAAAAAUUGGCAGCCUUGCUUUACUGCCUACAUACGAGAGCCUAAGGCACGAACCGCUACACGAAAGGGCCUGGACGCUGCAAGAGAUGAUCUUAUCGCGACGAUUGUUGAUUUUUGGGAAGGACUCUGUGGGAUGGAAGUGCGAGCAAAUGGAUCGUAGACUCUAUCGCUGGACAGAUUGGAAUGGCUACUGUGCAUCUACCGGACUGACAACAAUUCGCUUUGCACCGGGCGGUAAGAUCGUGCGUCCAUCGCUAAGCAUCUACUCAGCAAACAUAAGCUCUUUCAGCAACCCUUCGCACUUGGCAGAAAGACAGCCGUACAUCUUUCGACUGUGGAGAGAUGUAGUGAAAGACUACUCGACUCGCUUGAUGACGAAUGAAGGAGACAAACUGAGUGCGAUAGCUGGAAUAGCGGCGUAUUUUGAAGGAGUCAUGAAUGAUGUGUAUCUUGCGGGCCUGUGGGCCAGACAUCUCUUGCAGGAGUUAAGUUGGCACGUUUAUAACGCAAAGCGACCAGCCAGAUCUAGGGCUCCUUCAUGGUCCUGGAUGGCUUUGGACGGUCCUGUCACUUUCCAAACAGAUCAUUGCGAGUGGUACACGCCUAUCGUCGAAGUCAUCUCUUGUACUGUCACACCUGUUUCGCCAACUGCGCCCUUCUCGAGCGUCACUGGCGGCGCCUUGGUUUUGGACGGAGCAUUCAGCUCACCCAUUUCAUUUCUUUCUAGAAGAAGACAACUUCUCGCAGAAAUCACUGACGAUUUUGGUAUGGGUGGUGAGCCCGAAAUCCUCGAUGGGUUUGGUAUGGAUAGCGACCAAGAGCAAGAUGGGAAUGAUCUCUACAUGGGAAUUGCUCGAUGCGUUGCGACCGCCUACUAUGAGGAAGAUGUUUCCGUGGGACGAACAUCCACUUGGGGGCUUAUUCUCAGGCCUUUGGCCGAUAGCUCUUCUACGUCGCUUGUAUACGAACGUGUUGGAUGGUUUAAUACUUCUGUUUGGAAUUCCGGCAAACGAGGUGCCAUCACGAUAGUUUGA
This is a messenger RNA of Alternaria alternata, 1695 nucleotides long. Its product is annotated as HET-domain-containing protein. The transcript has 3 exons. The coding region runs from base 1 to 1695 and encodes 564 amino acids. The record is from RefSeq and is a predicted model, not a curated record. Lineage: Eukaryota; Fungi; Ascomycota; Dothideomycetes; Pleosporales; Pleosporaceae.